Molecule: messenger RNA, 1356 nt
Organism: Aspergillus tanneri
Lineage: Eukaryota; Fungi; Ascomycota; Eurotiomycetes; Eurotiales; Aspergillaceae
Product: putative nucleoporin
Exons: 3
Coding region: 1-1356 (451 amino acids)
Biological process (GO): protein localization to nuclear inner membrane; nuclear pore organization; NLS-bearing protein import into nucleus
Cellular component (GO): nuclear pore central transport channel; nuclear pore
Molecular function (GO): structural constituent of nuclear pore
Source: RefSeq, a predicted model, not a curated record
AUGGCUCUCUUUGGAGCUCAGCCUCAGACUGGUGGGCUGUUCGGCGCGUCGUCCACCGCGAAUAAGCCUAGCCCCUUUGGUGGCGCCGGUGCCAGUGGAGGUCUCCUGGGAAUGGGACAGAAUCAGCAGAGCUCGACGGGGGGUCUUUUCAGUUCCACGACGGCGCAAAACCAGCAACAGACCGGGGGGGGUCUUUUCACUUCCUCAGCCCAACAGAAACCUCAAACAGGACUUUUAUCCGGGUUGGGCCAGACGCAACAGCAGCAACAACCUCAACAGCAGCAAGCCGGUAGUGGUAGCCUCUUUGGGUCGACGUUGGGCCAGCAAAAGCCCCAGGGGAGUCUGUUCGGUGGUCUCGGACAACAACAACAACCGGCGCAGCAACAGGCCGGAAGUCUCUUUGGGGGACUGGGUCAAGCGCAACCACAACAACAGCAACCGCAGCAACCGCAGCAACAACAGCAGAGCUUGUUCGGCGGGUCUCUCCUUGGCGGUCAACAACAAGCAGGUCAACAACAGCCUCAACUGGGCCAGACAACAGCGCAGCAACAGGGGUCGAGUCUCUGGUCCCCCGGUCGAGCGGUUACUGGGGUACAUCGAACCGUUCCGAUGCAGAUGCAGAUCGUCAAAGAGAAGUGGGAUGCUAGCAACCGUUCCUCUCCGUUCCGAACCUACCUGUAUAAUAAUGUCGGCGAGGACGCGGCGCCUUUUUACCAACCUAGCGCAGAGGAUGAUGAAACGAAAUGGGAGGAUGCUUUGCGACAGAGACCCUCGGCGGGUUAUGUACCCGUUCUCGUGAAAGGCUUCUUCGAGCUAGGCAAGAGAGCCCAGCGACAGAAGGAUUUCCUCACCAUGAUGCAGACUCGGCUUCACGAGAUCAACAAUUGUCUCUCUGACCUUUUGUCUCGCCACGACCUGAAGAUCUCGGUGAAGAUCGCUGACUGCCGUCGCAAACAUCUGGUGCUGAGCAAGCGCUGCCUGGCACUCGCGGCCAAAACCCAGGUCUUAAGGAACAGGGGCUACGCAAUGGACGAUGCUGAGGAGGAGCUGAAGAAAAAACUCUCCCAGCUGGAACGGUCGGUGUUCGACCCGUCCGUGAAUGGGCGUGCCGAGGAAAUCUGGGCGAGGAUGCUCGCCAUUCGGGAGAGGUCAAAACGCUUACAGGUGGAAAUCGAGAAAGCCGGCUCCAGUGCGGCCGCCCAGGCGGAUGACGAGCUAGACGAGAAUGCGAUGAAGGCCGCUAAGAAGAUAUUGGAUGACUACCAUGCUCAGAUUCAGCACCUGCAGAAGGAAAUGGAGUCGGUGAAAAAGGACCUGGAAGAAGCACAGAAACUUCAAGAGCGGGGAGGCCCCUAG